AUGCUGGGCUUAAAGCCUGGUGAAUCUUCUGAUGUUGGUGCUCUGGUUCAGGGCCAAAGCUCUCAAUAUCAGCAGUUUUAUCCUGGGCCAAGUUUUUGCGAUUUACUGGUGAGCUCUUAUCGGGGAUCACUCCCAACAAAUCGUAGUCAUCAUCCCAAUCAUUCGAUAAGUGCUUCAAUUAGCUUACCUACAAUUGCUCAUACUCCACAAGCUUCAAUCACUGGAGAUUCAGAUUUGCUGUCUUCUGCAUUACCUAGUCCUCAGGAUACAACUGGAAGACAACUUCCAGAUUAUUCCUAUUACGAUAGAGGUCAAACAAAUUUGGAACUUCAAACUUUUCGAUUUCCUCAAGAAUCUGAACAAUCUCAAGACUAUACCUUCCCCAAUCAAGGGUAUAGUUUAGAGAGCAGGAGAUCUCUACCGAAGAAUGUGUUUAAUGAGUCACCAGAUUUACCAUCAACUUCUUCUCCUUCGCGUCUGAUCCAUCAUGUUAAAAGCUUAUCUUCCACUACAACUUUUAAUCCUGAUUAUCAGACUCAACCCCAAGAAGAAGAAUUAAUCUAUGAUGUGCAAAAAAUCAUUUCAUUAUCAAACAAUAUUAAUCAUAACAUAAGUGAUAUUUAUAAUGGAUACGCCAAUUUAAUUGCUGAAUCCAAACCAAGAUAUUCUCCUAGUGUCGAUACCUUAGAAGGCCAUGCUGUUGAUGCCCAAGGUAUAGAGAAACAGAUCAAGAGAGAAGCUUUUAAGAACUUUAUGGGUUCAAUUAAAGCUUAUACUCUUGAUUCACUUCUCUUUGAUUUAGAAGCAGAUAUGAAGGCCGUACAACGGUUAAAGGAUUAUAAAGCAUCUUUGACAAAAGAACAAGCUUCGUCUUCAAGCGAGUUUAAGCAAAUGAAAAAAGAAACUAAGGCUCCGGUAUCCAAGCCAAAGCAGGACUUACCCAAAAGAUCUAAGCAGACUGACACUUCUCCCAAAAGGCGUAAAAGUGAACUCUAUAUCGGUGGUGAUGUUCUACAUUUGAACAUCAACAAGCCUGUCUUGGAAACAAACGCUCACAUGUCCCCAAUCCAAAAAAGCUUUUUGAAUAAAGAAUUUUUAAUCAAAAAGGACAUUCAAUGCGAACAGUGUGGCUCUAAAGAAACUCCUGAAUGGAGAAAAGGUCCUCCUAGUUGCAAAACCUUGUGCAAUGCCUGUGGCAUUUACUUUGCUAAAUUGACGAAGAAGUACGACGCCGAAGAGGCUGAAAAAAUCAUGUCUGAUAAGAAGGCUGCUGGAACCCCCCACGAGAGAAAAGUAGCCUGA
Molecule: messenger RNA, 1302 nt
Organism: Hyphopichia burtonii NRRL Y-1933
Lineage: Eukaryota; Fungi; Ascomycota; Pichiomycetes; Serinales; Debaryomycetaceae
Exons: 1
Coding region: 1-1302 (433 amino acids)
Biological process (GO): regulation of DNA-templated transcription
Molecular function (GO): zinc ion binding; sequence-specific DNA binding
Source: RefSeq, a predicted model, not a curated record